AUGCCACCCAUAGCGGGAUACUGGCAUAGCCUCUUGACGAGGCAUGCCAAAACAUGGAAGGCAGUUGCCAAACAAGUCCAGAAGGCUGUCCAGAGCAAAGUAGCCCAGCCGGCACGCGCUGAACUCCAGCCUGUCCUGGCCCGCAGCUCUGCAAGACAGCCACUUCACCCUGCUGCUCGCAUCAGACAGCAACAAAGCCGUUGGUUCAGCAGCUCCUCACGCUCCACCUUCAAGGACACUGUUCGUCGCUUCGCAUCGAUUGCCGAGCAAUCCUCUGGACACCAGUACAAGCGCAGCUCUCUGCCCAAGUCUAGCGUUGGCAAUGCUGUCAUCUGUCAUUCUGGCCGCGCUCCUUUCGCUUCCACUCUGAGACCCAACCUCACCGGAGGCACCCUAGGACGCACAUCUGGAGGCUACUCGCUCGGAGGCGGUCGCGUUGGAGGCCAGAGAUACUUCUCUCACGGCCCCGCCAGCCAAGCACAAGUCGUCCAGAACGUCUCUCAGGCUGUCCGUGCCUUUUUCGUAUCUGGAAACAAGGCUCAAUUCAAUGGCGUCAACCCUCGUGGAGAGAAGUCGUACAAGACUGUUACCAUCACUCAGCACGACACCGCCAAGAAGCUGCAUUCGCUCCCCAAGCAGACCCCUGGCUCCUACAUCUCUUUCCCUAUCAACCCCACCAUCACCGCCUUGACUUCUCUUGAGGCUGUUGCCGGUUACGCCGAUACCGAGCACGUCAACUCCGACGGUCUCCUCGAUGGUCUCACCGUCGAUUUCUCCCGCUCACUAAAGGAUCUGGCCGCUGUCCUCAGCGACCUCAACAAGCUCUCGACCCUAGGAGACUUGCCCAUCACAUACGAAGGCUCAUCACUCCGCAUCCAUUUCCCCGGUUGCGAUGCCGAUACCGUCGACAGAUUACGCGACGAGCUACAAAUCCAGCGUGGCAUCACUGCCCAAGACGAAGACUUUGACGACUACGUCGGCUCUGAGAUUGCCCUGCUCUUCCCCUUUGCCCCGAGCGCACAGGAAUCCGAGUCUGGCAGCGAGUUCUACGAAUCGCCAUCGAGGAGUUAUACCAAGCCCAUCGACUGGCAAACGAUGAUCACACCCUCAGAAAGCAGUGUCGCCUGCGAUCUGGCAAUCAAAUCAGAUACGCUCUCAGAACUGGACUUUGAAUUCGAUAGCCCGGGUGUGGCUUCAGACUAUGAGUCUCUGCAUUAUUCUAGUUCCGGCGAACAAGAAGAUACGCAGAGUCCGCUCGAGUAUCAGAAUUUCGAGGGGAUCUAUAGGUUUAUUGAACAGUGUGAUUCGCAUCGACACUGA
Molecule: messenger RNA, 1320 nt
Organism: Aureobasidium namibiae CBS 147.97
Lineage: Eukaryota; Fungi; Ascomycota; Dothideomycetes; Dothideales; Saccotheciaceae
Exons: 1
Coding region: 1-1320 (439 amino acids)
Biological process (GO): proteasome assembly
Molecular function (GO): proteasome binding
Source: RefSeq, a predicted model, not a curated record